AUGCCUCAAGCAGUUAUAACUCGCGUAGUAAUUAUUGGUGGCGGUCCCGUAGGACUUCUAUUAGGUUCCCUUCUAAGAGAUCAAAAUGUAGAUGUUACUAUACUGGAAAAACGAUCUGAUAUUACACGAACACGAUGUGUUAAAUUAUUAGGACGAAUUCUCUUAUCAAACGCAAUUACUGAUGAAAUUUUUCUGUUUUCGGAAGAGCAAAUCGAAGAACGUCAGCAAGCGAUCGAGUCUAUGAAAUUAGAGCUUUUUGCCAUGGUUACUGGUUGGCUUGAGUUAUUUACGCCAAUUCAGACCAUUCAAGAAGCACUUAAAAAUUAUUGUAUCUCAUCUGGCGCUCAACUUUUAACUGGUGAUGAAUAUGAUAUUAGCAAGAAUUUAACUUUGCUGCAACGUUAUCCAAACACAGUUGUAAUUGAUUGUACAGGCUAUCAUUCUGUGUUACGCGAGCAUAUUCAACCAAAUAAUCGUAUUAGCCGACUUAUUGAACAUGUAAUCGUAUGUACAUUUAUUCUUGAUGAUAGAUAUGAAUGUAAUGAAUUAUGUAAAUAUUAUAAAAACAUAAAUACCAAAAGAUUUCAAUGUAUUCCAUCGAUUGAUGAUACUUAUAGGACGAGAGACAGAGAAACACAUGUCACAUGUUUAAUUACAAUCGAUGAACCGAUGUUUCAAGAAGUGUCGAAAAUACGACCUAUUACGUACGAUUAUUUGAGAGAACAGCAACAUGAGAUUUAUAAUGAUUUGAAUAUUUUUUUAAACAAUCUUUCUUCGGGAAUUAUGGACCAUAUUCACUUCGAUACGAUGGAAUUUGUUGCACUUCCCUUACAAGUGUAUCGUGCUAGAAAAUUGACACAUACUGUGACUAGUGACAAUCUCAAUCAACAUUGGAUAUUGAUGGGUGAUGCGGCAAUGGGUGGACCUUAUUUUCAAUCGAUCAGUAUGGGUUAUGAAGCUGCUAUUUAUUUUGCUUAUCUAUUUAGACGAAUGAAACAAAAUAUUCCAGAGAUGAUGACCAAAUAUGAAGCUUACAUGGAUAAACUAUGGUUAGCUAUGCAAAUACGUUCGAAAGAGAUUCAACGAAAUAAGCAAAUUUUACAAGCAAUGUGUCUCAAUAAUCGAGAUGAUAUUUUAACUAAGAUUAAAAUUUAUUAA
Molecule: messenger RNA, 1158 nt
Organism: Rotaria sp. Silwood1
Lineage: Eukaryota; Metazoa; Rotifera; Eurotatoria; Philodinida; Philodinidae
Source: the annotation of a GenBank genome assembly